Messenger RNA from Durio zibethinus, 1209 nucleotides. RefSeq lists its product as uncharacterized. The record is from RefSeq and is a predicted model, not a curated record. NCBI's taxonomy places the organism in Eukaryota, Viridiplantae, Streptophyta, Magnoliopsida, Malvales, Malvaceae.
CUAGUAACUCUCCCUCAAAACAUCUCCGUCGAUGAAAUUCACUUCGAUAAUAUUUUUUAUUGCAAAGCCAAAGGAGAGGAGUUUUCGGAUCUAAAGAAUCCCCUACAACAAGACUAGUUACUCAAAACUCAAUAAUUUCAAGUUGAAGAAAAAUGGGAGGUGGUAGGGACAAGCAUGAAGGCGAGUCAAGUGACAAAGGGCUGUUUUCUCAUCUUGCUGGCUAUGCUGCUGGACAUUAUCCUCCACCUGGAUCUUACCAUCCACAAGGAUAUCCUCCUUAUGGAUAUCCCCCUCAUGGAUAUCCCCCACAAGGCUACCCACUGGCUCGAUAUCCCCCUCAUGGAUAUCCCCCACAAGGCUACCCACUGGCUGGAUAUCCUCCACCAGGAGGGUAUCCGCCAGGUGGAGGGUAUCCGCCAGGUUAUCCUCCUCCUGGCGGAUACCCACCUGCUGGAUAUCCUCCUCCCGGAGGUUACCCUCCGGUAGCUUAUCCACCUCAUAGUGGAUAUCCACCAGCUGGUUAUCCCGGACAUGGUUUGCAUGGACAUGGUGUGGGAGCAUUGGUAGCUGGAGGAGCUGCUGCUGCGGCUGCUGCUUAUGGGGCUCACCAUAUGGCACAUGGAGCUCAUCAUCUUGGACGUUGGGGUUACUAUGGCCAUGGUCUUGGAAAAUUCAAACAUGGGAAAUUUAAGCAUGGGAAGUUUGGGAAGCGUUGGAAGCAUGGCAUGUUUGGAAAACAUAAGGGCAAGUUCUUUGGAUACAAGAGGUGGAAGUGAUUCCUGUCUCUGUGCUCCAUAUGUCUCUUAUCAUUCAGUUAUGUUCUUUAACAGUUACUGAUUUGGUCUUUUCAUGACUUCCCCCCCAACAAACAUGGAUUUGUUUUGGUUGUUAUUUUUGCUUGGCAUGCUAAUACUAUGAAAGCCAUAUAUUUGUGCCGUUGUUUUUGUAUAUGAAUGAGUUGGUUUCAUUGCAAAGGGUGUUGCAUGUGAUCCCUUUAACCCAUUGUAUUAGCCAGGCCAUUUAUUUAUUUGGUUGAUGAAAUAGCCUUCCCAAGAAGAUACACUGGUGGAAGGUUGGGGUUAGUGGCUAAUAUGAAAACCAAGGCUUUUCCUUUCUCUGUUAGAUGCUAACUCAAUUGCUGGCUUCAUUAAACAAUUUUCUAUUUUGUCAAUUGCUUCAGCCGACAUUGUUUUUGUCAAUUGUUGGCUA